Messenger RNA from Histoplasma capsulatum G186AR, 2619 nucleotides. RefSeq lists its product as uncharacterized. Bases 1 to 2619 code for a protein of 872 amino acids. Lineage: Eukaryota; Fungi; Ascomycota; Eurotiomycetes; Onygenales; Ajellomycetaceae. The transcript has 2 exons. The record is from RefSeq and is a predicted model, not a curated record.
AUGUCGGCCGAUGUUGCGGACGAGGGCUGGCGAGGCAAAGGCCGCACGCGACGGGCAGAGCCGCAAGCCGAGCCUCAACCUCAACCUCAACUACAGUCGCAAGAACAACAACAACUGGAGUUCCAAUUCCAACAGCAGUUGCUACCGCCUGCCAAAGUUCUCAAGUCUUCGUCCCCUGACUUGUCUUCACCCAAUUUAUCCGACUGUGAGAGUGUGCCUACUCCCGCGCGGUUUCGAUCGCGCGUUUCAUCCCCUAAUGCAGUCGCGCUGGGCCCUUCUGCUUCUGCUAACACUGCUGAUCCUCCUGUUGUAGUUACAAAGAAUGCUGGAGAUGCAGGAGUUAAAAAUGAGAAACAGGAGAGCGUCGCAGCCACUGGCACCACAAAGGUGAAACGAACUAGGCGAAAAAAAGAAGACAAGGAGCCAAAGGAGAAAAACAAGGAAACAAAACCUCGCAAACCUCGCACCAGUAAUGCCAAAAUCAAUUAUAAUGGCGACGGCAAUAAUGCCAAUGGGAACCCGAGCCAGUCUCAAAAUCAGCAUCUUCCUCUCACCGAUGACAAUGCAGAUCGGGCAGCGUCGCGAAAACGACCCAAGCUGGAUCAUCCACAGGAUGCCAAGCCAAGUCCGCCUUCAAGGCAGUCCAAAAUCACCGAUCUAGUAACCCCUCAUACCGCUCCUAUAUCUACUCCUUCGACACUAUCUCCAACUCACGCAACCUCGUCAACCCAAUUCCAUCUUGCUCCGUCUUCAACUUCCACCUCGCCUCGGCUCCAGCCACACCUCCAGCCAAAUCACCCGUAUCCUAUUCCCCCCAACAACUACGAUGCAUUCCCUACAAACGGCGAAUCCCGCCCUCCAUAUCGACCCUAUCACAUGCAACAGGGCCCGUCUUCCACCUCUGCUCUAGCUCCCGCCCCUAGCCCUGCCCAUACUCUCGCUCCGUCCCAGCAACAACCUCAACCCGCGCGCACCAGUGGCCAGCACUAUGACCCCAUCCGCUCUGCCUUCGACAACUCAUCCGUCACCGCCCCUCAAUUCUCCGCAUCCUCAAAAAUCUCCUUGACUUCUAGUCACCAGUUUACUCCCCCGCCCAACACAAGGACACCUCCUCCUCGUCCAGUGUACCGAGCUAGUGCAUCUCCCGCCAUUUCCAGCAUAAUCGAUCCUCCCAUCCAACCGUCUUCCUCCGCUCCCCCCCAGCCAUCUCUCUUUCAUCAGCAGUCCAAGGUUUCUCCAGAGAACAGCCAUUCAGCCAAACAUUCACCUGUUUCAGCCACUCCCAUCUCGACUCCUAAAACCAAUACGACACCUAUCCAACAGCCUAAAGCUGUGCAUCAGCCGCUGCUGUCCUCCUCUCUCCUGCAAGAACCAGUCACCAUGGAUAUCGACAGUGGGAACAAUGCACCAACUCCCGCUCCAUCAGUACCCUCGAAACUAACUUCAACAGGCCCCACCAAAAAAGGAACCGGAGCUUCCACAGGUACCCCCUCCACUGCACCAUCUCCUAAACCUUCACGAACCAAAGACACAACCCUGCCCCCGAUCCCAUCAGGCUCGGGCUUGCUAGCCGGUACCCUUUUCGGCGUAGACGCGGUCGACAAAUCUAACUCGACAUCAACCCCGAACAUCAUCCUCCACAUCCCUCUAAAUGGUAAAACCAACCAGAUCAUCAAUUUCACUCGUCUGGCAGAAGAACAGUACGGUUUUGACGCCCUCCAUCCCCGCCUUGCAGCGCAACGCGAACGACUAGCCCGCGUCAAUGCCGCCAGCGCUGCACUGGAGAGAAAUGAAAAGAACACCAGGGGUACCACUGGCACUGAUAGUGCAGUGGAGGAUGAUUUAAGCCUCGAUGCUGAUCGCGAUAGCGACGGGGAUGGUGAUGUGCUCAUGUCCGGUAUGGGUGGCUCAUCGUCGUUAUUGAAUGGCCAUGCAGGCAGUGACGCAGGUGGUGGGGGUGGUGCUGGUGGUUCUACAAAGAAGAAACGACGUCGGAAAAUCGAAGAGUAUGACCGUGACGACCCGUUCGUCGACGAUAGCGAGCUUGCGUGGCAGGAGCAAGCUGCCGCGAGCAAGGAUGGGUUUUUCGUCUAUAGUGGUCCGUUGAUUCCGGAGGGCGAGAAGGUCGCUGUUGAAAGAGCCGACGGCUCCAUAAAACGCGGUCGCGGUCGCGGCCGUGGUGGUGCUGGUGGUUCCUCUGCGGGCGCAGGUAGCGGCGCGCGCGGUCGUGGGGGUGGCGGCGGUGGUGCUGGAUCGUCGAACGCGGGACAGCAAGCUGCUGGAUCCUCUGGACAAGAUGGAGCCGCUGGCGCUGGCGGUGGAAGAGGUGGUGGUGGCUCGGCGAGAGGGAGCGGAGUGUCGCGCAAGCCGCGUGUGACGAAGGCUGGCCGGGAGACGAUGCAGAGAGAAAAGAUGGAGAGGCAGAAACUGGGGUUGGAGUUAGCGGGGAAGGGUAAUGGUGGUGGUGCUAGUUCUGCUGUGGGUGGCAUCGGGGCUGGGACUGGGACUGGGACUGGCGCUGGGACUGGCGCUGUUGGGCAGAGCACGGGCGCGGGUGUUGGUACCAAUGCGACUGCAAAUGCAAACCCCAAUAUGACUUCCAAUGCUGGGGGUGUGUAA